AUGGGAUGGACAGCUGUACCCGGUGUGGAGGAGAGGAAGAGGGGAGAGACAGGACAGGGUCACACCGCCGCCUCCUCCAGACAGGACAGGGUCACACCGCCGCCUCCUCCAGACAGGACAGGGUCACACCGCCGCCUCCUCCAGACAGGACAGGGUCAGACCGCCGCCUCCACCAGACAGGACAGGGUCACACCGCCGCCUCCUCCAGACAGGACAGGGUCACACCGCCGCCUCCUCCAGACAGGACAGGGUCACACCGCCGCCUCCUCCAGACAGGACAGGGUCACACCGCCGCCUCCUCCAGACAGGACAGGGUCACACCGCCGCCUCCUCCAGACAGGACAGGGUCACACCGCCGCCUCCUCCAGACAGGACAGGGUCACACCGCCGCCUCCUCCAGACAGGACAGGGUCACACCGCCGCCUCCUCCAGACAGGACAGGGUUACACCGCCGCCUCCUCCAGAAAGGACAGGGUUAGACCGCCGCCUCCUCCAGACAGGACAGGGUUAGACCGCCGCCUCCUCCAGACAGGACAGGGUCACACCGCCGCCUCCUCCAGACAGGACAGGGUCACACCGCCGCCUCCUCCAGACAGGACAGGGUCACACCGCCGCCUCCUCCAGACAGGACAGGGUCACACCGCCGCCUCCUCCAGACAGGACAGGGUCACACCGCCGCCUCCUCCAGACAGGACAGGGUCACACCGCCGCCUCCUCCAGACAGGACAGGGUCACACCGCCGCCUCCUCCAGACAGGACAGGGUCAGACCGCCGCCUCCUCCAGACAGGACAGGGUCAGACCGCCGCCUCCUCCAGACAGGACAGGGUCAGACCGCCGCCCCCUCCAGACAGGACAGGGUCACACCGCCGCCUCCUCCAGACAGGACAGGGUCACACCGCCGCCCCCUCCAGACAGGACAGGGUCACACCGCCGCCCCCUCCAGACAGGACAGGGUCACACCGCCGCCCCCUCCAGACAGGACAGGGUCACACCGCCGCCCCCUCCAGACAGGACAGGGUCACACCGCCGCCUCCUCCAGACAGGACAGGGUCACACCGCCGCCCCCUCCAGACAGGACAGGGUUAGACCGCCGCCUCCUCCAGACAGGACAGGGUUAG
Salvelinus namaycush (lake trout) is the source of this 1119-nucleotide messenger RNA. Its product is annotated as protein EARLY FLOWERING 5-like. Bases 1 to 1119 code for a protein of 372 amino acids. The transcript has 2 exons. The record is from RefSeq and is a predicted model, not a curated record. Lineage: Eukaryota; Metazoa; Chordata; Actinopteri; Salmoniformes; Salmonidae.